UGGCAUUAGUCGAGUGCCGCCUUCUGCCAUGAAGAUGAGGCGCCGCCAGCUAGAGCCCCGACUGCUCGGCUCGGCGACGCCAACGCCGCGCGCUACGCGCCUCCGUUGGCCUGUCUUGCGAUGCGGCGGCGUCGGCCCCGACCCCCGGGGCGCACCGAGCAAGCCGGCCGCACCUGCUUGUGCUUCGCCUCACCAGCUGUUGCUUCUUCUCCCUGUGGCUGAGGAAGUGCAAGGAAGGCCUGCAAGCAACGAACAUGGCUGAGUCGCUGCUUCUCGGAGUGGUGCGUGGCGUCGUCGGCAAGACGGCCGACGCGCUCGUGCAGAGCGUCACCCGCAUGUGGGGCGUCGACGAGGACUGUGGCCGGCUCGAGCGCCACCUGGUGUACGUGCAGUCCCUGCUGGCUGACGCCGAGGCGAAGAGCGAGACCAACCACGCCGUCCGGGCGUGGAUGAAGGAGCUCAAGGCCGCUGCCUACCAGGCCGACGACGUCCUCGACGACUUCCAGUAUGAGGCGCUGCUCCGCGAGGUUCUGAGCGGCCGGUCCUUGGCAAGCAAGGUACUGAGCAACUUCACCUCAAAGAAUAAACUUGUGUUUCGUCAUAAGGCGAGCAGGGACCUCAAGAACGUGCUCGGAAAGAUUGACGAGCUGGUGACCGAGAUGCGGAAGUUUGACUUGGUGGUGCGGGUGGAGGCGCCAACACAAGCUCUUUAUCGGCAGACACACUCAGCGCUGCACGAAUCCAAGGAUAUAUUUGGCAGAGAGGAUGAUAAGGAAGUUGUGGUGAAGCUGUUGCUGAACCAACAAGAUCAACAGGAUGUGCAAGUGUUGCCCAUCAUUGGAAUGGGGGGUGUGGGAAAGACCACACUAGCCAAGAUGGUGUACAACAACCAUAGAAUUCAGAAGCAUUUUGAGUUGCUGAUGUGGCACUGUGUGUCGGAAAAUUUUGAAGCUAUUCCUCUUGUGACUAUAAUUGAGUUAGCUAUAAAUAGCAGAUGUGAUCUGCCUGACACCAUUGAGCUGCUGCAACGGCGACUGCAGGAAGCUAUUGGCCGUAAAAGGUUCCUACUCAUUCUCGAUGAUGUGUGGAAUGAAGACCAACGCAAGUGGGAGGAUGACCUGAAGCCGCUAAUGUGUUCUUGUAUUGGUGGAUCAGGAAGCAUGAUAGUUGUCACAAGUCGAAGCAGACAAGUGGCAUCGAUAAUGGGCACCCUUCCACCCCAUGAGUUAGUGUGCCUGAGUGAAGAUGAUUCAUGGGAACUGUUCUCAAAAAAAGCCUUUAGUGAUGGAGUGCAAGAACAAGCAGAUUUAGUCACGAUUGGCAGACGAAUCGUUAGCAAGUGCAAGGGACUGCCUCUUGCACUGAAGACAAUGGGUGGCCUGAUGAGUUCAAAACAUCAAGUCCAGGAGUGGGAAGCCAUUGCAGAUUGCAAUAUUAGUGAUACCAAUAGAGGCAAAGAUGAAGUAUUGCCCAUACUCAAACUGAGCUACAAACACUUGUCACCUGAGAUGAAGCAAUGCUUUGCCUUCUGUGCAGUUUUUCCGAAGGACUAUGAGAUGGAGAAGGACGUGUUGAUCCAACUAUGGAUGGCAAACGGUUAUAUUCAUGAAGAGGGAAAUAUGGAUGUGGCAAAGAAAGUGAUUAUGGCUUUGGAAUCGAGGAGCUCAGAGACCUACGUCAUAGGUUGGAGCUGUACAACUUGAGGAACGCAAAGAGAGGGUCAAAGGCCAAUCUCCAUGAGAAACAGAAUUUAAGUGAACUAUUGUUGUGCUGGGGCCGCGAUCGAAUUUGCUACCCUACAGAUGUUGUUGAUGCCAGCAAUGAGGAACAGGUUCUGGAAUCUCUCGCACUAUAUCCACAAGGUGAGCUCAAACAUUUGGAGGUACAUGGGUAUGGUGCCCUGGCAAUUCCACAAUGGAUGAAAGACUCCCAGAUAUUCCUGCACUCGAGGAAACUCAUAAUUUCCCGCUGCCCAAGAUGUGUUGAUCUCCCAAUAGUGUGGUCGUUGCCCUGUCUUGAGGCUUUGUCUUUAUUCAAGAUGUAUAGCCUGACCACUCUAUGUAGGAACAUUGGUGUGGAAGCUGCAGGACACAAUAGCCAUGUGCAAAUACUCCCAAUGCUAAAGAGGAUGUCUUUAGUGGAUUUGCCAGAGUUUGAGACUAUUAGCUUUGGUGCCUUGAGCAGCUAACAAUUAGGGAUUGUGAUAAACUUGCAAGUCUCCCAGAAAUACCAGUUCUGAGAA
Molecule: messenger RNA, 2242 nt
Organism: Panicum hallii
Lineage: Eukaryota; Viridiplantae; Streptophyta; Magnoliopsida; Poales; Poaceae
Product: putative disease resistance protein RGA3
Biological process (GO): defense response to other organism
Molecular function (GO): ADP binding
Source: RefSeq, a predicted model, not a curated record